AUGGACUCGGCCACGACUUGGAUACGAGAACAGUGCAAUAGCGAGAAGAUGCAGCAGAUCUCGCAGCACCUUUUGACCGUCAAAGCGGUCCCAUAUCUUCUCCUCGCCCUGGCCGCGAUCUUAUUAGCAGUCAAGUACAUCCAAGACCACACCAAACGAACCCAGAACCCAACCCGUCGUCGAUCACCGGACCCAGAGAAACCAACAGAUGUUACGACCUACGCCACCAAACGCCUCAAACCCACCGAGCGAGAACCAGGCAACACCAAACCUUUACCUUACCGUCCCUUCCGCUACGGCGCCUACAACAUAACCAUGGGCCUCCGCACCAUGCCCUGGGACUCCUGGAUCGAACUGGACAAUCAAUUCCCGCGCUUCCACGCCCUCAAAGCCCAACGAAUCGCCGAACGUGGAACAAGAUGCUACCGAGCCGAGCGCUCCGACCCCCGAGUAUGGGAUGGCGCAGUCGAACUCCUGGAGGAGUUAGCUGAGUAUCUGCCUCAGCGGUAUCCGAGCCUCUAUCGCAAAACGGACGUCGGUCUCGAUAAUCUCCUCACGGGGGAAAGCUUCGACGUAUCCGCUUUGACCCGGAAUGGCGUGAAGGAAGACCCCAUCCUCCUCUCCGCUCGCCUCACCCAAGACGACCUGGCCAUCAUGUUCGAAAAAGAAGAUGGACAAUACUACCUCCUCUCCGCCUGCAUCCUGCUCGCGGGUUUCUGGCGGCUAGAAGAUAAAUUCGGGAUGCCGUUGUCCGAAAUCCACACUAGUGGGGACGUACCCGGUUUCAAGCAGAAACUAGAAAAGGGCAUGAUGAAUUUCUUCCGCCGCGUGCAGCCUGAGAGCCCGGUAUUGAGGAAUAAUUAUUUCUUGCAGGUUGAUGAUGAACUGGCUUGGUCGAGCUCGAUUGGGUCUGAAGACAGUACUGAGGAAGGAGGCAUAGGUUGGUUCUCAGCUGAAAAGGAUCGAGCGAUCAAGAAUCAUUAUUUCCGUUCGGAACGGCAGAGUCUGAGGCGGCUUCCCAGGUCGGGUGGGGUGGUUUUCACCAUCCGGACGUAUUUUCUUCCGGUUACGGAGAUUGCGGAGGAGGAUGGGGUGCCGGGACGGCUGGCGAGUGCGGUGCGGAGUUGGGGGGAGGAUGUUAGUCGGUAUAAGGGACGGGAGAGGUAUGGGGAUGUUUUGCUGGAGUACCUGGAUAUGAAGCACCAGGAGCAGGUCGAGAGGGGGGUGGAUUUUGGUGAGAGGGAGGAUAGUGGAGCUUAUCCUUGUUGA
This is a messenger RNA of Recurvomyces mirabilis, 1269 nucleotides long. RefSeq lists its product as uncharacterized. The transcript has 2 exons. Bases 1 to 1269 code for a protein of 422 amino acids. The record is from RefSeq and is a predicted model, not a curated record. NCBI's taxonomy places the organism in Eukaryota, Fungi, Ascomycota, Dothideomycetes, Mycosphaerellales, Teratosphaeriaceae.